Vombatus ursinus (common wombat) is the source of this 1044-nucleotide messenger RNA. RefSeq names its product angiopoietin like 7 (gene ANGPTL7). The record is from RefSeq and is a predicted model, not a curated record. The coding region runs from base 10 to 1044 and encodes 344 amino acids. The transcript is spliced from 5 exons. Lineage: Eukaryota; Metazoa; Chordata; Mammalia; Diprotodontia; Vombatidae.
ACAGACCACAUGCCCAACAUGACGCUCCGCUCUCUGGCCUGGCUCCUUGUCUUAACCCUAGGCUUCGCCAGUCAGCCUGCCUGGCUAGAAAAGCCCCCAAAGCGUAAGACACCUGGCCAGCUCAAGGCUGCUGCCUGCUGCGAGGAGGCCAGGGAGCUCAAGGCCCAGAUCGCCAAUCUGACCAGCCUGCUGGGGGUGCUGAGCAAAAAGCAGGAGAGCGACUGGGUCAACGUGGUCAUGCAGGUGAUGGAGCUGGAGAGCCACACCAAGCAGAUGGCCACUCGCCUCACCGAAGCCGAGAACAAGUUCUCCCAGCUGAAUAACCAGAUUGACAUGAUGCAGCUUCAGGCAGCCCAGACGGUCACGCAGACCUCAGCAGAUGCUGUCUAUGACUGUUCCUCACUCUACCAGAAGAAUUACCGCAUUUCCGGUGUGUAUAAGCUUCCCGCUGAUGAGUUCCUGGGAAGCCCUGAGCUUGAGGUAUUCUGCGAUAUGACAACUGCAGGUGGUGGCUGGACCAUAAUCCAGAGGCGGAAGAGUGGUCUCGUCUCUUUCCACCGUGACUGGAAGCAAUACAAAGUGGGCUUUGGCAACAUCCGUGGGGAUUUCUGGCUUGGGAAUGAAAACAUCUACCGGCUGUCCAGGCGCCCAACCACUCUGCGGAUUGAGAUGGAAGACUGGGAGGGUGACAUACGCUUUGCUGAGUACAGUCACUUUACCUUAAGUAAUGAGCUGAACAGUUAUCGAAUCUUUGUGGGGAACUACAGUGGUAAUGCAGGACGUGAUGCACUCCUCUAUCACAACAACACAGCCUUCAGCACCAAGGACAAGGACAAUGACAAGUGCUUGGACAAUUGUGUUCAACUCAGAAAAGGUGGAUACUGGUAUAAUUGCUGCACAGACUCCAACCUUAAUGGGAUUUAUUAUCGCCAUGGUGAGCACAACAAACACAUGGAUGGUAUCACCUGGUAUGGCUGGCAUGGCUCUAGCUACUCCCUCAGGAAGGUAGAGAUGAAGAUCCGCGCUGAAGACUUUGAACCCUAA